Molecule: messenger RNA, 2081 nt
Organism: Cucumis sativus (cucumber)
Lineage: Eukaryota; Viridiplantae; Streptophyta; Magnoliopsida; Cucurbitales; Cucurbitaceae
Product: protein trichome birefringence-like 14
Biological process (GO): plant-type secondary cell wall biogenesis; xyloglucan metabolic process; xylan biosynthetic process
Cellular component (GO): Golgi apparatus
Molecular function (GO): acetyltransferase activity
Source: RefSeq, a predicted model, not a curated record
ACGUAGAGAGCUAAACUAAUUCGUCUUCCUUAACGCGGAAGACGAAUUAUUAUUUUAUAGUCAAACUGUAAAUACCCAAUGAAAGAAUUUCAAGAAAAAUUUCAUGUUCUUCCUUUGAUUCUGCGAUUGGGGAAAUUGGAAAAACUUUGAAGUUUACAUUUUUAGAUUUCUAGGUCACGAGUUGUUGAAGAAUCACAUAAGAGGAAGCUUGUGAGUUGAGCUUUCCGUUUAUUUAUUUUGGUCAAACUUUUUUCUUUCCUACUGAACCCAUGGCUGAUUGUUAAAUUUCGUUGUUCAAGUUUCCAGAAUUUAUAAAGACUGCUGUACUGGAGGUAAAAGAGCUGAUGAAGUUCUGUUCUUAAUUUAGACGGAAAAGUUUGUAGGUGUGAGGGCUCUAAGAGUUAGUUUGCAGAGAUGAAAUUCAGAAAUAAUUUCCCUGUAAGAGGGCAUCAUCUUUUCUUGGUCGUAGUUGCUCUCACAUUCACUGUCUUGGUGUUGUGGGCUUGGGAGAAUCCUUUCCUUACCGCUUCUCAGUCAGUUCAAGCAUGGUAUAGAAAUUCUUAUGCAGGUUCCACAAACAGUUCUGUAUUGCCUAACACAAUAAAGGAGAAUUCUGGAAAAACAUAUUCAAAUUCAAGUACAAAGGAAAAGACAGUAAAAGAUGAUGCAAACUCAGAAGUUAAACUUACAGAUUCUGCAUCUACAAUAAUUUUUAACAGGAGCAAGAGUAAUCAGAAUACCUGUAGCUAUGGAAAUGGAGGAUGGGUCCUUGACAAUAGUCGACCGCUAUACUCUGGCUUUGGAUGUAAGAGAUGGUUAUCAGCAAUGUGGUCAUGUAGACUGACCCAACGGACAGAUUUUUCCUAUGAAAAAUAUCGUUGGGUUCCCAAAGAUUGUGAAUUGCCAGCAUUUGAGCGGUCUGCAUUCCUGAAAAGAAUGCAGGACAAAACCAUCGCAUUCAUUGGGGAUUCAUUAGGAAGGCAGCAAUUUCUUUUGAUGUGUAUGGUCACUGGUGGGGAAGAAAGGCCUGAGGUUCAAGAUGUAGGAAAGGAAUAUGGUCUUGUCAAAGCCAAGGGUGCAAUUCGUCCUGAUGGCUGGGCAUAUCGUUUCUCAAAUACCAAUACUACCAUUUUAUACUAUUGGUCAUCUAGCCUCAGCGAUUUAUUGCCUUUGAACACAUCAGACCCAGCCACCGAUGUAGCAAUGCAUCUUGACCGUCCGCCAGCAUUUCUGAGAAAAUUCCUUCAUCUAUUUGAUGUGUUGGUUCUCAAUACAGGACAUCAUUGGAACAGGGGAAAAAUGAGACAAAAUAGAUGGGUAAUGUACACUGAUGGAGUUCGUAGUGAACUCGGGAACUUAAAAGAAAUAGGCAUAGCUAAAAAUUUUACGGUGCACAGUAUCGUGAAAUGGCUCAAUUCACAACUCCCUUCCCAUCCUCGACUCAAGGUUUUUUUCAGGACCUUAUCACCUCGGCAUUUCCGCAAUGGGGAAUGGAAUUCUGGAGGUAGCUGUGACAACACAAGACCAUUAUCUGGAGGAAGCAAAGUAGAGCAGAAUGGAUCAAGUGAUACAGUUGUUGAGAAUGCUGUAAGAGGUACACAAGUAAAGAUAUUGGAUAUAACUGCUCUUUCAUAUCUAAGAGACGAAGCUCACAAAUCCAAUUACAGUAUCAAAGGAACAUCGAGCGGUAGCGAUUGCUUGCAUUGGUGUCUCCCUGGUAUCCCGGAUACGUGGAACGAGAUUCUUAUUGCACAAAUAUAGAUUCUUUUGUCUUGAAGAUUUUAGAUUUUCUCUCUUGUGUAAUCCUGGAAGACUCAUCUUUCUAAUUUUUGCUGCCUAGAGCUGUACUAAUUGGUUCAGGGGAAGAUGAUCACUGAUGAGAUGGCGUUGGUUGCUACUGAAUUAAAUUAUAUGGUGGGUAUUGCCUACGUGUCAUUUUUCAUUUAAAAAGAGUCAAUUUAUACUUGUAAACUGUAUAAAUUACAUGUAUCAAUUUAAACUAUAAUAAGUAUAUUUCAUUUAACAAACUGGUGGAUCAGCAAAAUGGAUGAUUAGAAUUAAUGCAUUGACAUUUUUUAUAA